CAGGUCAAAUAUUUUUAAAUCUGUUUUUCAUGAUCCUUGAUCCUUGAUCCUUGCCAACUGUAAGUACAGUUAGUGUGAAGCUUUGAAAGCCAAAACAAGGCCGAUCGUCCUUCUUUAUAACACCAAAUAUGUCUAUGUGCACGCGAACAGACUGGAUCAAGGUUAUCGUAACAAUUUAUUAAUAAUGAAAUAAUAAUGUGACUCGUCUGAACUUUACGUAGUUUUAUGCAUUCACAAUAAGCUUUAUAAAUGACAUACAGGUGUACAACAAAGGUGCAUGUAUUUGAAAGUUGACAAGAAUAAAAAAGCAAAACGAUAGACUACUAAAAACUAUUGUAAUUGUCACGAUGUGUAUCGUAUCGUGACGUACAGGCCCGUAGCUAGCCGAAAAAUGUGUACUGUGUAUUGAUGUUGCGUUAAAUAUUAAUUAGUAUAGUGCAUGUGGUGUGGUUUGCUGAUUAAACGUUGAAUAUUGACUAUUAUACUUUGAGGUUGAAUAUUAACUAGUACGUGGUGUGCUUAACGUUGAAUAUUAACUAGUAAAUGGUGUGCUGAUUUCACGUUGAAUGUUACAUAAUACCAGGUUGAACAGUAAGAAGAAAAAAGUGUACCUAACAAAAUAUUACCCGGUGUGACUAGUAUACAGUGUUCUGACAGAUUUGGAGACAAAUAAUAAAUUGUGUAAAAAAACUGUUUAGGAAUAAAUGUUAACAGACCAGUGUGUAUAUUGGAAACAUGUAUAAUAUGAUCAAGUAUUUAUUACUUCUAACAACAGUAGUGUUUGUUAUUGCUGAUUGUGUGCUAACUUAUCGUUGCUAUAGACAACCAGGAUCACCAUGUUCACAACAUACUUUAACAUGUUCAGAUGAUCACGUCAUAGCAGUAGAUGAAACCGCUGGUUUUAGUAUUGCAUAUGGCAGAAAUAAUCCCGUACAUGCAUGCCCUCAAGAUGAGAUGGACAUAUGUAAUGCAACAUGUUGUAGAUAUCAAGGUAUUGAUAAAGAUGAACCUGAUUAUGAAGUUGUUCCUGGUUUCAUACCAGUUAACCAAUCAGAUCGUUUAUCAGUUUAUAGAAACUGUUCAAAUCAACCAACUUGUACCGUCACAUCUCCUUACAGUCCUCAUACUGGUUAUCAUUAUAUGUUUUAUCCAUACUACUGUCUUCCAUUAAAUCAGAUGCACAAUAUGAUGGAUAUCACCGAUGUCAGUCUUCUACAUGAAUAUUUAUAUUACUCUGGUAAAACACAAACUACAGGUACAACAAUUACUAGAUGUUGUAAUAUAACAAGCUCUGAACCAAUAGAAGUAUUUAGUGUCUACGUUGAUCUGACAGAAGAAUCAAGUUACAACGUGAAGAUUUAUUCACAGAAUCAGACUUUAUUACCCAGUGGAGAUGGAGGUGGUUUAUUCUAUCAUUUGGGAGGACUGUUCAUGUCUGGAGACACGAAUUACCAUGUUGUUUUUGAUAACUUAACUGCUGAAGAAGAUGAUUAUAUUUGGAUUUUUCUAAACGCAGGUGGAACUGCUAUAAAUAUAACAUGUGGUGAUUGUCGGUCUCCUUCUACUGCUUCAAGUACUGAUACAAACAGCGAGACCUCAUCAACUGAAGGGAUUUCAAACAUUGUCACAUCUCAAAUGUCGACUGACACAAAUAACAAGACCCCAUCAACUGAAGAGACUUCAACAUCUACAGGUAAAGAUAAUCACAAUGGGGGUAAUGACUAAUGUCUGUUCCAGGUGACACGCCGACUCUAAAAUUACUCGCCAUUUCUUCAAUUUUUAAUUAUAGUGGCUAAAACUUAGUGACAUACCUAGAAUUGGCACCGCUUUGCCUGGCUUAAAAACAAGGGUUCUCAGUAAGAGAAUGGUACAAUGCCGAAACUGGAUUGUAUCGAACUUCUAGGCGUGAUUGAAGGCUGGACGGGGAAAGCAAAGGGGUGACAAUUCCAGGUAUGUUAUUAAGUUUUAGCCAUUUUAAUUAAAAAAAAUUGCAGAAAUGGCAAGCAAUUUUAAACUGUAACAGACACUAACAGUUGUAUCUUUACUUCUCGCCAUAUCAUGGCUUAUUGGUUUGUGUGUGUUGUAUCAGAAGGUAUGUAUCUAUAUGUGUUGUAUUGUGUCAGGUGGUGUAUAUUAUAUCAGGUGGUGUGUAUUGUAUCAGUUGAUGUGUAUUGUAUCAGUUGAUGUGUAUUGUAUCAGUUGAUGUGUAUUUUAUCACCUGGUGUCUAUUGUAUCACGUGGUGUGGAUUGUAUUAUGUGUAUGUAUUGCAUCAUGUGGUGAGUGCUGUAUUGUAUCAUGUGGUGAGUGUUGUAUCAGGUGGUGGUGUGUGGUGUGUAUUGUAUGUGGUGUGUAUUGGUGGUAUGUAUCCAUAUUGGUGGUGUGUGUCUAUAUUGGUGGUGUGUAUCCAUAUUGGUGGUAUGUAUCCAUAUUGGUGAUGUAUCCAUAUUGGUGGUGUGUAUCUAUUUUUCUGGUAUGUAUCUAUAUUGGUGGCGUGUGUCUAUAUUUUUGGUAUGUAUCCAUAUUGGUGGUGUGUGUCUAUAUUAGUUGUGUGUAUUAUAAGGGGGUAUAUUGGGGAUGCGCUCAUUCUCGCUGGGGACUUCAGGUGGGUUGAGAAGGGUGUAGACCCGUUGGGGAGUUCAGGUUGGGUGGAGAUGAGCUUGUUUGCAGGAUAAUAUUCUAUGUGGUUGUCAUGUCCAUACUCGAAAGAACAGUUAAGUAUAAAUCUACGCAUUCAUUGAAUUGUUUGCAAUAAAUUUGAUAAAAUCAUGCCCAUAUUAGGAAUGAUUGAAUUAUUUUUAAUAUAAUAAACUAUAAAAUGUCCAUAUUAUGUUCGGUUAUAUUGUUUUGAUACAAUUCACUAUAAAUGUAAUUACAAUUUCCAUAUUAGUAAUGAUUAAAAUGUUUAUAAUAACAUUUUAAAUUAGGUUUGAUUUUAUUAUCUAUAAUAUAUUAUGUCCGUAUAAGGAAUUAUCAAAUUGUUUAAGGUGUAUUAAACUACAUAAUGUCCAUUUUAGGUUUGAUUAAAUUGUGUAUAAUAUUUCAAUUUACAUAAUGUCCAUAUUAGGUUCGAAUAAAUUGUGUAUAAUAUUCAAAACUAUAAGAUAUCCAUAUAAGGAAUGGUUAAAUUGUAUAUAAUAUAUUAAACUCAUAAUGUCAAUAUACCAUAUAGUAUUCCAUGUUAUUAUACAUGGUUACAUUGUUAAUGAUAUAUUAAACUAUUUAAUGUCCAUUUCUAGAUAAUGACUAAAUUGUUUUCAGGCGAGUAUGAGAGUCAAGUUGAAUGUAACUAACCUUUUAAAACAUUCAGUAAAAAAUAUCUACUUGAUGAUAACCUGUUUACAUGUAUAUACAUCAAUAUUGUGUGUCUUCCCGUUAUCCAUAUUUUUUCAUACUUCUGAAAUCGGUUGGUAUCUUUAAAACACAGCGUGAAGUACCCUUGAGAGCUAAAUUAAACACUAUAGAUAUAGAUAUAGAUAGAUUUCACACUUCAUUUGCCUCACUCAGACUAUGUAAAUAUAUGUUGAUAUAAAUUUAUGCAGAUGAUGCUGACGUAUCAUUAAAUACUAUUUCAUUCAAUUUUAUUUCUUUGCUAAAAUAUUUGUUUAAAAUAUCAUUAUAAUAUGGGUUAAAUAUCUCUGAUUAGAUGUGUCGCCAUUUAAUACAAUUUUAU
Messenger RNA from Patella vulgata (common limpet), 3671 nucleotides. RefSeq lists its product as uncharacterized. The record is from RefSeq and is a predicted model, not a curated record. The coding region runs from base 736 to 1725 and encodes 329 amino acids. NCBI's taxonomy places the organism in Eukaryota, Metazoa, Mollusca, Gastropoda, Patellidae. The transcript has 5 exons.